Molecule: messenger RNA, 1621 nt
Organism: Ceutorhynchus assimilis (cabbage seed weevil)
Lineage: Eukaryota; Metazoa; Arthropoda; Insecta; Coleoptera; Curculionidae
Source: the annotation of a GenBank genome assembly
UUUUUCGAAUUCAAGGCAGGCUGUCGACUGUCUGCUCUGCUCUUUGCCUGAAUAUUUCCAACACAAGAAAAUAGACACCAGCACAAGACACCGGCCAUCUUUUUGAUUAAAACAACAGUGUUUGAAUUGGUUUCGCCAUCAAAAUUUUAACAGUAUUUUAAUGUCAGAACCACAGUCCGCCUUAUUACUUAGAAAACAGCUAGCAGAAUUAAAUAAAAACCCAGUCGAGGGUUUUUCUGCAGGCCUUAUAGACGAUAAUGACAUUUAUAGAUGGGAAGUUCUUAUUAUAGGCCCACCUGAUACGUUAUAUGAGGGAGGAUUUUUCAAAUGUCAUCUUUAUUUCCCAAAAGAAUACCCCCUUAGGCCUCCAAAAAUGAAGUUUGUUACUGAAAUAUGGCAUCCAAAUAUUGAAAAAAACGGUGACGUCUGUAUAUCUAUCCUUCACGAACCAGGUGAUGAUAAGUUCGGUUACGAAAAAGCAUCAGAACGGUGGUUACCUGUUCAUACUGUAGAAACCAUCUUGAUAUCAGUUAUUUCAAUGCUGGCAGAUCCUAAUGACGAGAGUCCAGCAAAUGUUGAUGCAGCGAAAGAAUGGCGGGAAUCAUAUACGGAAUUCAAAAGGAAAGUCGCCAGAUGCGUUAGGAAAUCACAAGAGCAGGAAGAAUGUUAGUAGACUGUAUAAUUUAUAUUUAAAAAUACAAUAUUAUAAAAAACACCAACAACAACAGCCAACCCCAGGAAAUAUAUUUUAUUGUUUUGUUUUUUAUAUUUUGCAGUAUAUUAAUAUUAUGGACAGUGUGUUUUUCUAGCCGAACUAACAAACCUAUAAUAACUUUUUAAUUUAUGAUUUACCUACCAAUAAUGAAAUAGGUUUGAUUAGUUGAAUCGUGGAUCUUGGCAAAUAAACAUCUAAUAAUUUAAGGAUUUGUGCUCUACAGACAGACAACUUGUUUUCUUUUUUGUUAAUAGAGUGGAAUGUCUUAAGUUUCAUUUUUUUAUGCUAAUUAGUUUGUAGAAUUAUUUUUAUGUGAAAUUUCUUAGUAUAUCAUUUAAAAAAUUACAGUUUGGAUUUUUUUAAGGAGCAGAUUUUAUAACAAAAUAUUACAAAAUAGAAACUGUUGAUCAGUUUAUGGCUGGUUAAUUGUUCUAAAUUCUGCUCUCAAUCUAAAAUUAAGUUUUACAGCCAGAUUAGUCAGGAAAAGUCGAGUCACUAUGAAUUUAACCAAACCAUUAUUGGUUUCUAAUAAUAUUCCUUUUUUUUUUUUGUUAAUUUCCCAUCAGAAAUCAGUAACCACAGCCAAUAAGGUACCUCGUAAUGUAAAAUAUUUCCAAACAUCUCAUUGGCUGCUAAUUGAUUUGAUGAUGAAAGUUUUCUACUUUAUUAUUGCCAUAUUUUGUAUGUUUAUGGUAUAUAAUAUAUUUGACCGAUUUUCUUUAAAUAAUUGAAAAAACCACCAUUAUUUUUUUGUUCAAUCGUUUUUUUUUUAAAAGAUCUCUACGAAACCAAUUGAGAUAUGAAAUAAGGUAAUUUUAAAUUGUGAAUGUGAAGGCGGAUCACUCAAUUUUGGGUGUUUUUUUUUUUAAUUUAGUUUUUACAAUAAAAAUCAAUUAUUCAAACUAA